CCAGCGGAAGAGGAGGCGUUCCUUCAAAGCUUCCCGAGGAGAUCGAGAUAAAUAUAACAUUCCUUGGAGCUUUUUAACCUGCGAGAAGCAUUUUGAGUUCAUCGUAGAUAGAUUUGUCUUCAGCUUUUUGCUCUUUGGCGGCUUGAGAAGGAAACAUGGCAGACGAUAUUCUCUCCCUGAAGUGGAACAACCACAUUAAGACGUUCCAUGAUAUGCUUGGCAGUGUUAGACACAAGGGUUUCUACUCUGAUGCAACCAUUACCUGCGAUGGAAAGUUUUAUCCAGUUCACAAACUAGUUUUAUCAUCAUGCAGUGACUAUUUUGGAAGUAUAUUUGAUGCCACACAGUGCAAGCAUCCUGUCAUUGUCAUCAAGGAUAUCAAACAUGAAGAUAUGGAAGCCCUUUUGAAUUAUAUGUAUCUGGGAGAAGCCAAGGUGGCACGAAGUCUCCUGCCUGAACUUUUCAAGGCUGCUGAGUGCCUCAAAAUAAAAGGACUGGCCAUUCCUGAUGAGGCACUGACCCAUGACGAGACCAACAUAGCCAAACCUGAUAUAGAAGGCAGCCCCCCAAGAAAACGGCAGAAACCAGAUGGCCCAGCACCAGAUACUGAAUGUAUGGAGAUUUCUAUGAGGAACCAGCAUAACCAGGAGGGACACCAUCAGUCAGAAUAUGUGUCACAGCAGGAGUCUAGAGCUUAUGAUCUUAAGACACACAGAGAUCCUUUCAACGUUACCAAAGAGGAAGUAGACUUUGAAAGCAUACCCGAGAGCGAGGUGGUAGAGAGAGAAAAGGACAUUCCUGAGCUUCAAGAAAUUAUGCAACCAUUGAUGCCCACAAGACAACCUCACAUAGCCCAGGACCCUUACAUACAAUGGAAACCAGAAACAAGCGGCCAUCACAGCAAUUCCGGUUAUCCUUUGUGUCCAACCAAUUCUGUAAUGAAUAUGAAUAUGAAGGAGGAACCUGCCAUCGACCCUGUUAAUACUCUGAAAUGUCCUUACUGUCCCAAGACUUUCCUCUAUCCUGCCAAACUGCAAAGCCACCUACGAACUCACACAGGAGAGAAACCUUUUGCGUGCCCUUUCUGUACGUACCGAGCUACACAACAAGGAAACCUCAAUCGCCACAUUAAGAUUAAGCAUCACAGAGAGAACCCAGAAAACCCAGAGGGUAAUUAGAUGAUCACAAUUUUAUGUAUUGUUGAUACAUGAAAUAACUGUGUAUCAUUGUUUUUUAGAACUGAAUAGAAGAUCUUUAGGAAUCA
Penaeus monodon (black tiger shrimp) is the source of this 1264-nucleotide messenger RNA. Its product is annotated as transcription factor GAGA-like. The record is from RefSeq and is a predicted model, not a curated record. Gene Ontology annotation, biological process: regulation of transcription by RNA polymerase II. The transcript is spliced from 7 exons. Gene Ontology annotation, cellular component: nucleus. Gene Ontology annotation, molecular function: protein binding. Bases 156 to 1178 code for a protein of 340 amino acids. Lineage: Eukaryota; Metazoa; Arthropoda; Malacostraca; Decapoda; Penaeidae.